ACAAUUUUUGCAAAAGUACAAUUACAGAACCUGUGUACCUCAACUUUAAUAUAUUUUUAAAUUAGUUUUCCAGAUGGUACGAAGACGAUCCGUAGUCUUGCCCAAGUUGUGAACGCUUAAGAGGUGCAGGUGCGAUUGUCGGCGCGUAGGGGCUCUUCUGCCACCAGCAGCCGCCUUAAAAGGGCAAUGCGCAGGAGAAAGAGUGAAAAUGUGAAAACGGAGACCAAACGUCUUGGGCGUACAUCAAAUACAACACAUGGCUUGAAUAACAAAGAGGCAACACAUCUGGAAGCUUCCCAGAAACGAGCGUCUGAUGAAAUACGAAAGCAGAAACGGAAGGAACUAGAUGCUCGCAGGAGCAAAUGCCGAAUACGGAUUGGAAGUCAUCUGGAUCAGUGGUGUUCAAUCAAAGAGAAGGCAGGCUUCUCCCUCCACUCAGACUUUGCCAAGUUCCUUCUGGACAGGUUUUCCUCAAGUGUAUGUUCGUUAUGUUCUGGGCAGUGCAGUGAUGAAAAUGGCAACACAUUCUGUGUCUCCUUGGAAGCUCUGAGAAUGCUUGUGGUGUGGUCCCAUGAUCAUAGCCAAGAGUGUGGCUUCAUCCCAGACUUCAAGUGUGUUCUGAAGGAAAGGGAGAACAAAGUGCAAACUGUCAUCUGGGAGUGCCUUGCUGGACAUACCUGUUCUUGGGCUACUGCAAUGGUAUUUACACAACUUAGCAAUGAGAGCAAAACUGUGAAAAAAGGUGCCACCAGUCUACACUGCCUUAAGUGCCCACCAGAGAUGCCUGUGGAUGAGAAAUCAAAAGGUGAAAGUAAGACAGAUGGGGAAGGUCACACUACCAUGCAGCAAUCUCACCGUGGAGCAGGGAAGAGGAAGCGGAAAGUACCACCUUCACUCAGUUUAGUGACUGCAGAUGUGACUACCGAAAGAAUGGAGAGUGGUCUUGUAUUGACUGAAGGGUAUUCCUCUGAAGUUUCCAAAGGUACUGCUACAGUACAACAGACAAAGCCAGUUGUCAAAACUUCCUGCGAGUCAGAGGGACCCAAAAGGCUACAUGCAAUUAGGCGAUGUUCGCAAAGGACAUUGGCAAAGCCCAGGAAGAAGCCCUGUGAUCAGAGCUGUCAAAGUGUCGACGUAGAGUCUCAGCACUUACAGCCUCCUGAGUCUUGCCAGCCCACUGUCAUUUUGGGAACUGGAAAUGGAGAAGAUAGCGUGGAAAUAGUCACUGAGGCUGUAAAUACACUGACACAAAGAAAAACAAGUUCUGCUGAAGUGGAGCAAGAACAGCUAUCAGAAGCCAAGAAAACUGAUACAGGAACGGAGCUGAAAUGUUUGGAGGAAGAGUCACAAAGGCUUCCUGAGGAGGAGGAAGAUAUGGUGCAGAAUUCAGCAGCAGCGGUACUAAUAAGUGAUCAGGCUCAUCUGGGUUUUCAGGAGGAGCAGAAAGAGACUGAAGAUGAAUUCAAUGAAGAUGUCUUGGCCUAUAUUGAUGAUCCAAUGGAUAAAACAUAUGAGCCACCUCCUACAGAAAGUGAUCAAAGCAAGACGAAGGGUACUGCUCGGUUACAAAAGAAGCAUCCAGUCAGAAAGAAACUGAGUAAAAGAUGCAGAGGCACAGCCCAGCAGAAAACCAGACCAAUAAAAGAGAGGAUUCUGUGUGCAAAGAAUCCAGUGGAAGAAGGUCAAGGGAGAUUCAUUCAAAAACGAAUCAGGAAGGCUGCGAAGAAAGAGCUUCUUCUCUGUGAAUACAUUGGAUGUGGGAAGAUUUUUUCUAACCGUCAGUACCUCAAUCAUCAUGUCAAGUACCAGCAUGUUCACCAGAAGACCUUCUGCUGCAUACAUCCAGACUGUGGGAAGUCCUUUAACUUCAAAAAACACCUUAAGGAGCAUGAAAAACUACACAGUGACAAACGGGAUUACAUCUGUGAAUUUUGUGCCCGGGCCUUCAGAACGAGCAGCAAUUUGGUCAUACACCGUCGGAUCCACACAGGAGAAAAGCCACUUCAGUGUGAAGUUUGUGGUUUCACCUGUCGUCAGAAGGCCUCACUGAACUGGCAUAUGAAGAAGCAUGAUGCAGAGUCCACUUAUCAGUUCUCUUGUGAUAUCUGUGGCAAGCGCUUUGAGAAGCGGGACAAUGUGACAGCUCAUAAGAGCAAGAGUCAUGCGGAUGAUGCAGUACCUGGACAUUCUGCCCCAGCUGCCAGCCCAAGUACCCCUCUAGAGUAUGAAGAUGUACCCCUAGAAGCAAACAAUUUAAAGGCAGAGAGUAAGGCAAAAAACAUGAAGGAGCCUGUCGUAACAAACUUGUCCUGAAUUCUGACAAGGGAGAUUGUAUUGUGUUGUAGUGCCAGUCUUUAAAAUGUCAUGCAAUCAAAUCCUGGCCAGACUGCAUGCUGUAAGUGGCAGUUUGAGGUCUGGUUUGCAUGUAAACAUCAGUGUUUACCAUGCCACGUGACGCUGACUGCUUUUUAACUCAUCACUGCUUAAAAGAUUUAGUAGUGCCAGUGUGUGUCUCUGCGUUUGUGUGUGUGUGUGUGUGUGUGUGUGUGUGUGUGUGUGUGUGUGUGUGUGUGUGUGCCUGUUUUUCCGGAGUGGAAUUAGAUUUUGAUCCUAGAUUGAAAAAAGGAGAAAACUCACUCUAAGAAAAGGAGAUUUUUUUACUAAUAUUCGGAGUGCACUGGUAUGACAAAGUAAGGCACACUCUAAAAUCUGUGGGUAUAACAGAAGGUUUCUAUGACCAGAACCUGAUCAAUGAAGUUGGAAGUGGUGGAUUUUUGUCAUUAAGUUUUAUCUUGAUGGUUUUGCACAUUUGUUUCUAGAAUUUUGAGACGAAUAUAUUCGUUUUUUAAUGUAUAAAACAAUGUUGACGGUAACGCACUGGAAUUCACUGUGAACUGAUACCGGAUGUUAGUGGAAGUAAACAGUUCUGCAGUCAAAGGAGCAAGAACCAGACACUCCGAAACAACAUGCCAAAACCACUUUUCUGAGAAAAGUUGACUGAUCUUGCUGUGGUUCCUAACUAGGAAAGUUUACCAGAGUAUAGUUUUUAUAUGUUUGAUCUGCUUUAUAGUCUUUUGCUGUUUUUGGUGCUCAUAUGCCCACAGAAGCCCUGUGACAUUUCUCUUCCCAGGCAUAAGCUGUAGGGGCUGCAAAUGUACUUCAUGUUUGCAUUUAAACUAGGAUGAAGGAUGUUCCUAAUAUAGAAAUGAAGUUUA
Messenger RNA from Protopterus annectens (West African lungfish), 3215 nucleotides. RefSeq names its product zinc finger protein 692-like. Gene Ontology annotation, cellular component: kinetochore; chromosome; nucleus. The transcript has 13 exons. Bases 187 to 2313 code for a protein of 708 amino acids. Gene Ontology annotation, molecular function: chromatin insulator sequence binding. The record is from RefSeq and is a predicted model, not a curated record. Lineage: Eukaryota; Metazoa; Chordata; Ceratodontiformes; Protopteridae. Gene Ontology annotation, biological process: regulation of transcription by RNA polymerase II.